Molecule: messenger RNA, 1603 nt
Organism: Osmerus eperlanus (European smelt)
Lineage: Eukaryota; Metazoa; Chordata; Actinopteri; Osmeriformes; Osmeridae
Gene: kctd9b
Product: potassium channel tetramerization domain containing 9b
Exons: 12
Coding region: 159-1325 (388 amino acids)
Biological process (GO): protein homooligomerization
Molecular function (GO): protein binding
Source: RefSeq, a predicted model, not a curated record
GUAUUCAAUCUAGACUGAAUGCGGACCUUUCUUACCUUCUCGCUAUUGGACAAUACGCUUCCUCGGUCGAUGAUUGGAUGUCUGGACUGCGGAUGUUUUGGAGUUGAUGUCAGUUGGAAUCAGGAAAAGCGAGUACCUGCAAAUCAUUUUUAGAAAAUAUGAGGAGAGUUACGAUAUUUGUCAACGGAAGUUCUUCUAAUGGAAAGGUCGUGGCGGUUUAUGGCUCGCUUGAUGACCUAUUGUCCGUCGCAAGCGCCAAACUGGGAAUACGAGCUACAAACGUUUAUAACGGGAACGGCGGUCUUAUGGACGACAUAGCGCUGAUAAGAGAUGACGAUGUGCUCUACGUAUCCGAAGGACACUCCUUCGACGAUCAACAAGAGGAUCCUGUUGGUUCAGGGAGAUGUCUGACACACACUGACUGGCUAACUCUAAAUGUUGGGGGACGAUGCUUCACCACCACACGAAGUACACUGGUCAGUAAGCAGCCAGAGAGUAUGCUGGCCCACAUGUUCCGAGAUAAAGACGUGUGGGGCAAUAGGCAGGAUUCUCAGGGGGCAUAUUUGAUCGAUCGCAGCCCUGAAUACUUUGAGCCAAUCCUAAACUACCUGAGACAUGGGCAACUCAUCAUUAACGAAGGCAUCAACCCUCUAGGUGUACUGGAGGAAGCUCGCUUCUUUGGAAUUGAGCAGCUGGCUGAACAACUGGAGACUCUGAUAAAGGCUUCUCAGCCCCCUGGGGACCAUUCCCCUCUGACCAGGAAGGAGUUUGUACGUUUCCUAUUGGCCACGAGUACAAAGUCAGAGCUUCGCUGUCAGGGUCUGAACUUCAGCGGGGCCGACCUGUCUCGACUCGACCUGCGCUGCAUAAACUUCAAAAUGGCCAACCUGAGCUCAGCCAACCUCACCCAUGCCAACCUCAGCGGUGCCAACCUGGAGAGGGCUGACCUGUCCUCGGCGUGCCUUGACGGAGCGAACCUGCUGGGUGUUAUGAUGCUGUGCUCUAAUGCCGAGGGGGCCUCGCUCCGAGGCUGUAACUUCGAGGACCCCGCAGGAGUCAAGGCCAACCUGGAGGGUGCCAACCUAAAGGGGGUGGAUAUGGAAGGUAGUCAGAUGACCGGCAUCAACCUGCGUGUGGCCACACUGAAGAAUGCCAAACUGAAGAACUGCAACCUGAGAGGGGCUACGCUGGCCGGGACAGACCUGGAGAACUGUGACCUGUCCGGCUGUGACCUUCAGGAGGCCAAUCUACGGGGCUCCAACGUCAAGGGGGCCAUCUUUGAGGAGAUGUUGACCGCCCUGCACAUGUCCCAGAGCGUACGAUGACCACCUCUGCUGAAGCACGCACACACACACUGUUGGAGGGAAUGUGAAACCUGAGCUGGCUUGUCGGAAGAAUCACAGCGUAAGCCUCUGCAUGUGAUCUAGCAUAUGAUCUGCUGAAGAACAGCCUAGUUACUUGGGGACCCGGUCUACUGAUAUUUGGCUGCUGAGCAAAGACAAUAUGUUCUUACUCUGUGCUUGUGUGACUGAUAUUGUCCAUUGUGCUGUUACUGUUGAAUACCUGUUUGUUGAUGAUGUGCAAUAAAUGUAUUUUUUUGGUA